Molecule: messenger RNA, 3372 nt
Organism: Trichophyton rubrum CBS 118892
Lineage: Eukaryota; Fungi; Ascomycota; Eurotiomycetes; Onygenales; Arthrodermataceae
Product: transcription factor iws1
Exons: 2
Coding region: 248-799 (183 amino acids)
Biological process (GO): poly(A)+ mRNA export from nucleus
Cellular component (GO): nucleus
Source: RefSeq, a predicted model, not a curated record
AGGAAGAAGCAGGGUAGCGAAGAGUUCAGCGGUGGAGAGGAGAUGGACGGCAAAAGGAGAAGAAAACGGAGAGAGGGAGGGGGCGAGAAAGCUCCCAGACAGAGUAAAAAACAAGUGGAAGAAGAGAUCGAUGAAGAGUCUCUGGAUCCUGCUACUAGUAAGUUAUACUCUAGUCAGAGGAAAAGCCAACAACUUAGGAUAAUGCUAACUAGGGACUUUCAUAGGGCGACGCCGUGCUUUGGACCGGAUGAUGGACGAAGCGCUGAAGAAGCCUUCGAAACGGCGUAUCAAGAAAGCAGAUGGGAUCGAUUUGGCGGAUUAUGCCGAUGCAGAGAUCGAAGAGGUUCGCAAGCGCAUGACCGACGCAGCUCGUCUAGACAGUAUUGCUCGCAAAGAGAACCGCCCUGCAAUGCACAAGCUUAAGAUGCUUCCAGAGGUUGUUUCCCUCCUCAACCGCAACCAAUAUGUUAACAGUCUUAUCGACCCAGAAAUAAACCUUCUGGAAGCUGUUAAAUUUUUCCUAGAACCUCUUGAUGACGGUUCCUUGCCAGCUUACAAUAUCCAGCGAGAUUUAAUGGCAGCAUUGCUACGACUACCUAUUAACAAGGAGACUUUGAUUGCUAGUGGUAUUGGCAAAGUUAUUGUAUUUUAUACAAAAAGCAAGCGCCCGGAGAUUGGGAUCAAACGCCAGGCUGAACGUCUUCUCGCUGAAUGGACCCGCCCUAUUCUCCAGAGAAGCGACGAUUACUCUAAACGAGUCUACGAGGAAGUCGAUUUCGAUCCCAGGUAUGUUACUUGAAUGAGCCCCUACGUAACCUUUAUACAGCUUUAUCGGUAGAACUAACAAAAUCUCUAGCCGACUCGCUGAUCGAACUGUAUCUGCCGAAGCCUCAGCUGCGGAAGCGCGUGCUAGAGAACUGCUUCCACCUCGUCUUGCCAAUCGUGCUCGUGUCGAAAGUAGCCACACUAGCUACACUGUUGUGCCACGAUCUAUGGGCGUCUCUGAGAGCAAGUUUGCUCGCCCUCUAGGUGCCAGCGGAGAAGAUCGAUUCAGACGUAUGAAAGCCAGGCAAAUUGCCGCUAAUAAGGGAUCAAAGCGAUAGGCCACCUUUCCUUGCUCCCUUCGUCCACCUUAUUUUACUUUCUUUACCUGCAGAUUUGAUUACUCAUCUUGUCUUUACAGCGUUUUCGAUCCCAUAUCUCUUCCAGUCUCUGCGAGGCUCUCUUUCUCUUACAAUUUGUUUUAUCCUCUUUGCAAUGAAAUGUAAUUCUAGGCGUAUUGGGACUCACAGCACGAAAAUAGAACAAUAAUUAGUCAAAAUUGAAGCUACCUCAUUUUGAAUUUGGCAUCAUUAAACGUUGCCUGGCUAUGAAUAAAAUUAAUUAAUAGAUGACUGGGUACGUCUGUGUCGCUCCACGUGCAAGUUUCAUUUUCUAGUCAAUUAUAUGCUCCACCGCUCUGCCAACAGGGCCAUCAUUUCUCAUGGUUUCCAGUUUCUUGUUUUGAUCUCCUCGCCCUUCCAGCCAGAGUAACUCCAGUUUAAUCAAGGUAGAUAAGACCAUGGCAUGCGUCAGUUUACUGGGCGUGGACGUACUCUUUUGUAAUUGUUGUUAUUAAUAGAGGCCGCUACAAUCAUUACCACUUUGUAUAUACAUUCUAGCCUAACAUGUUAUUCGAUUGACGAGGACCAUCACUCACCAACAUGACACGAGGAGAUACAUACGUAUACCUGAUGUGAAUGAAUGUUAUUAAAACAUUCUAAUACAGCAUCUAAUGGUUAUCAAUGUAGUAUCAAACUUCCCGUCGUUUACAGAGCUGUCUUGCCGCUUUGGAGCCACGGUGAUAUAAUAGUGAAUAUAUAAUUUAACCAAAUGAACCAACGCUACAUUAAAUAGCCACCUUUUUAUCAGUAACUGCGCAACGAGAUAAACAUGCGGGUAUACUUUAUCAGCAGAGGAGUAAGCUACUGAUCUAUCUAUCUAUUUAUAGUUUUAAGCUUGAGGCUCAACUCAGCCGGCGCUAGCGGUGAAAGCUUAAAUAGGGCUGGGGGAUUCGAGGCCUGGCACACGGAAACUCCACACCCGACUCCCUGUCAGCAUUUCUUGUCCCUGCUCAUUAUAGUCGUAAUUAUUACAGAUAGCCUCCUUUCUUCGGUAAUGUAACAGGGUGUUUCGUGUGUCCACCGAUUAUUCAGUCUAGAAAGUUGGCCUCAACCAACACGGCCUAUUUUUGAAGCUCUACCUGUAGCCUAGGGUCCAAAGGCAAGAGUCGAGGAGUUAACUACAAAGAAAGUGCCGUAUUAUGGGGGUAUUAUACAUAUUUUAUGCUCUAGGAUAAUUUUUAGAUCAGGUAACGACCCUGUGCUAGUACAAAGUACGUCGGAAUCGCUUGAUGUUUUAGAAAGCGGGAUGGUACGUUUAAAUUUAUUGUGCGUGGUAUUGAUGAUAUCACUACUACUAUUCGGGAGAAGUCUCGAGAGGUAAGAAGCAGCGUACUUCUGCGACCUACAAUCUCUAUGUGCUGAUUCAUUGAUUAUCGAGGAAUUUGUUUCGGAUUUUUAGCUCCGUCAGACUUUUUUGGAACGUAUUAUAGCUGUUACCGAUACGAUUGACAGAGACCUUAUUGACGUAUGUUCGUCCUACCCAUUCGACGGGCUAUUAUUCGACGUGCACGAUGACUACGACCGUGUACAAAAGCAAAUUAGGAGGAUUAGGAAGGGUUGUUCAUCACAUAUGUCACAACUGAAGUGUGGUACUGACCGGUCGGCUAAGUUAUGGGGGUCUCUCUGGAGACUCGCCACAGCUUCAGGCAGAGGAACGUUGGACAAUGUGGGCAAGGCGAUCAGGGGUUCUGUAAUGGCAUACCUCGAAGACACAAUUCAGCAGAGUCGGCGUCUUCCAUCGCUAGCUCGGAUAGAGAGUUCGGGCUGAGUACCUUGUCUUGCUUAAUAUAGGAGAGGUUUUUUUAUCUGAGUCCACAACUUAGUUAGCUAAUAACUAGGUAGGUAAUUGUAGUUACUGCGCGUCAAAAUCUACCCUGCAGUUGUAAAACAGCUCUAUCUGACCUUGCAGACGAUAGCUUCGAGACAUAGCUAUCAGAUCCUCCUUCUACAACAUAUCAAGAUGCUGCAAACUUGGGCGGUCCAUCCUCAAGGAGCUCGCAAAUCAACCCAACUGGGAAGCUGGCUAGUAACCUAAUAAAUAGCUAUCAGAAGGAUGAUGAUGAUAAUAGUGAAAUGAGAUGACUAAUACGAAAACUGACAAUAACUUAAAGUAGGCAAUAUCGAUGAGAACAUCGCGACUUCCGUAACGGGUUAUAUGCUAUAAAUAGCAGGUGUAGAGGUCAACCUGGGGAUAUUUCUAACGACAUCU